Messenger RNA from Culicoides brevitarsis, 1967 nucleotides. It is a transcript of the gene Enoph, whose product is annotated as enolase-phosphatase E1. Lineage: Eukaryota; Metazoa; Arthropoda; Insecta; Diptera; Ceratopogonidae. The record is from RefSeq and is a predicted model, not a curated record. The transcript is spliced from 4 exons. Bases 113 to 1402 code for a protein of 429 amino acids. Gene Ontology annotation, molecular function: magnesium ion binding; acireductone synthase activity.
UCAUUUCUUCCUUUUCUCUGGCGGUGCAAAGAGCUCGUUCGCGAAAAAUUAGUGCUUGAAAAAAUAGUAAUAAUCAGAAAAAAUUACCAAAAACCCGUAAAAACUAUUAAACAUGAGUGCUAAAGUCGAAAUCAACGCAAAAACUCUCGCCAGCAAGGCCGUAAUUUUGGAUAUUGAGGGAACAACCACUUCCAUCUCCUUCGUCAAGGACGUUCUCUUCCCCUACGUCAAGGAAAAUGUCGAGAGUUUCUUGAAGGAAAACUUCCAGCAGGACGACGUAAAAGCCGUUGUUGCCCAAUUGCGCGAACAAGCGAUCGAAGAUGUCAAGGCAGAAGUUGAUGGAGCAGUUGCCAUUGCCGAAGAUACGGCCGACGAGGCGGAACAAAUUGCCAGCAUUGUCAAGAACGUCGAAUGGCAAAUGAGUUUGGAUCGCAAAACGGCCGCCCUCAAGACGUUGCAAGGCCUGAUCUACCCCAAGGGGUACAAAGAUGGCAAAUUGAAGGCGCAAGUGUACGAGGAUGCCGCCAAAGCGAUGGAAAGCUGGGUUGCUUCGGGCCACAAAAUCUACAUUUACUCGAGCGGAAGCGUCGAUGCGCAAAAAUUGUUGUUCGCCCAUACCGAACACGGCGAUUUGUCGGCACACAUUUCCAACUAUUUCGAUACUGCCGUUGGCGCCAAGCAGGAAAGCAAGAGUUAUGCUGCCAUUGCCAAGGAAAUUGACUUUGCACCCGAAGAAGUUGUCUUCCUCACUGAUGUCGUCAAAGAGGCUGAAGCUGCCAAGGAAGCAGGACUCAACGUUGUCCUCGUCUCGCGUCCCGGAAAUGCUGACUUAACUGACGAAGAAAAGACCCAAUAUCCCGUCGUUGAGUCGUUCGAAAGCGUUGCUCUCGAAUCCGUUGGCGGCGUAAAGCGCAAAAUCGAAGAAGUCUCCUCGGAACAACAACAGGAGGAAGCUCCCACAAAAGUUGUAAAGACUGACGAAGACAAAACUGAUGCUGCUGCUCCCGCUGAAACUCCCGUUGCGGAAGAAACUGCCGCUCCUGCAGCAGCUGAUUCGACCGAAGACGAGCCCAUGGUCGAUGUUGUCGAAUCCACAGCAACUGAAACUGCCACAGAAACUGCCGAAGCGGAAGCUGUCGUCGAAAAAGUCGAAGAAAAGACGGAAAAAGUCGCCGAGGAAACCACCAAUGGGCACACGAACGGCGAAAAAACCAAUGGACACGCCGAAGUCGCCAUGGAGGAAGACACAAAGACAGAAAAUGGCACCACAACUGACGAGGUAGUCGAAAAAGUCGAAGCUGCCACUGCCAAAUUGGAAGAAUCAGCUGAGGAACUCAAAGCUAAGAAACUCGCCGAAGCCGAGCCCGAAGUUGCACCGCCCGUCGAAACAGUCGAGGCAUAAUUUUGCUAAUUUUUUCGCCGCAAACAAACAUCAUAACCACUCCAGACUCUCUUUUUUGUAAUAUUAAAUAAGAAACAAAGUAGCUGUGUGUCUCUUUCUGUGAACAAAAACGAAAAUCUGACAUUUUUGACGAUUAGACAUGAAAUAAUUUACCUUUUUAUAUCAUUAUAUUGUAUUGUAUUACCUAAAACAUGACAAUUCAUCAUAAAUAUUACUAAAAAUAAGUAUUUAAGAAAUUGUAAUAAGGCCUAACAGCACACAUAUUACUUAACACAAUAAAAGACUUGAAAAUUCCUAAAUUAUUACAACAAAAACCGAAAAGUAUUCAAAAAUUCAUUCCUAGAAUCGAUUUUAGCAAAAAAAAGUAUUAAAAUUGUACUUAAAAAAAUUUUUGUAUACUUAAAAAAAAAAAUAAUUAUUAGGCGAUUAAUUUAUAAAAUAAAUAAAAAUGGACUGCAGUUAUGUGUACAACACAAAAAAAAUCUCACACAGGUCAAAAAAUAAAAAUCUUGUUAAAAAAACAAAAAAUUACUUGAUAGACUGAUACUCCCAAUACGGCUCUCUA